AUGUCGGACCCUCCCAAGAAGCCUGGCUCGCUGCGAGAUCGCAUAGCGGCAUUCGAGAACAAGGGCGGUUCUGCGUCACCGCCGGCCCCAGUUCCUGCUCCCCGACCCAAACCCGCAGGCGGCGUAUCCUGGAAGCCAACGCCACGCUCAUCGCCUACCCUCACGCCCGCAGGAGAUGGAUCCGAUAGAUCUGCCCCUGGCAUGUCGGCUGCGGACGCGAAGACGAGCAUUGGACAGGGUGGAAGCUUGAAAGAGCGUAUGGCUGCUUUACAAGGCUUAAGGGCAUUUGGUGGUGAGCCAACCCCGCCUCCAAAGCCUGCAACUGAGAAGCCAAGGUGGAAGCCACCCCCGGUUGUCGCUGUCCCUCCCGCCGAUGCUGAGAAUGCCGGCACAGAACAAGGAGGAUUACCAGAGUCUGGCACCCAUUUUCAGGUCGAUGAGCAGCACCCUGAACCUGCCGCAAGAGAUGAACCUCCCUCUGAACAAGAAGAUGCGCAGGCUGAACCUGAUUUUGAGGAGGAGGAGAGGCAGCGCCGUGCAGCCAUUGCUGCACGCAUGGCUCGUCUGGGAGGUGCUAGGGUGGGCAUGGGUCCUCCUGUGCUCGCCAGGAAGCCGGAAAUGAAGAAGGCUGAGACGCCUCAAGUGCAUGGAGAGGAGCAGCCUGUAGAGCCUUCGGAGGAGAGGACCCCUAAGGCCAUUCUAUCCCCUCCUGUGAUAUCUCCCUCUGUGGCAUCAGGAGAAUCAGAGAAAGCGGGUACAGAACACUUCGAGACUAAAGACGAUGGCCUACUUACGACUACUUCCGGAACCCCACCUGGUUCACGUUCACCCUCUAUGCCAGUUCCAGCUGCUCCGCGUAGGGCUGCUCCGCCUCGAAAGCGCGCGGCCAAGUCGCCUUCGCCUGCUCCCGCAGAGGUCCUAGGACAGGGGGUGAUUAAUGAGAGCCCUAUGCCUAUACCAGGAGUUUCUAUCGGAGCAGCAUCAGAGGCUGGGCCGGUUGAACUACUCGGAGACCGUGAACCAGAGAUGAGAGAAUCUCGGAUGGAGGUCCUCCUUGAGAGCUUGCAUAUCGCCGAUGCCGGACCUCCUGAUGCAACUAGGGAGUGCUUGGCCGCGGAGGAAGCUCAACAUGCAAUACAACCAGUGGAACCGUCUGUCGCUGAAGAAAUUGUUGGAGAGCCCUUAGCUAGUGAACACCGUCUGCACUCUGAGACUGAUUCCGUGCAUUCUGCUCUGCAGCCGUUGGAGAAUUUGGUCGAGCCUACUGCCCAUCAUCAGGAAGGUAGUGCCAGUUCUAGGGAUGAAGCGCAUGUCGCCGCAUCAGAUUCUGCUUUUCAAGAGGAAGAAGAUGACGAUGCCCGUCGCAAACGCAUUGCGGAGCGUCUUGCGAAAGCAGGAGGAGUGAAUCCAUUAAGUGGACGUCCCCUACGAGCGCCUACUUCCCCUAUCGAUGCUGCUCCUGGACGCCACCAGAGUUUGCGAAGGGAUAGCCGGGACUCUACUGCAUCAUUCAAGCACUCCGAAUCUGAGGAUGCUGUCGCCGUACGACGCCGUAGUACUGAUUCGGUCGCCUCACGGUCACAGGUUCCCCCCUCCCCUCCCACCUUACCGACUUCGCAGAAGCCGGAGAUUUUGGGUAGGAAGGGAAGCAUCGGGUCCGUUAAGUCGAAUGUUAGCAUUGAGCCUCCGGUGCGGAGGAUGUCUCAGGAUGAUCCCAGAAUAUUAACGGCGCAUAUCGCCGGCCAUCCGGAAGCAACCUCGACCGCGGCACCAAUAGACAGAGGAAUUCCCGACGAGGAAGGCGGAGGAGAAAUCGAUCCGCAUGGUCCUUACGAGGCAACUCACGAUCUACAGAGCGUGGCUGAGGAAGAAGAACGACUACACGGUAACGACAUAGCGCUUGCUUAUCUUUCUGAACCGGAACAGUUAACGUACGAUGGCGGCGAUGGAAUAUCUAUUACUCACCAUGAAGUAGAUGAGUAUGGGUUUGAAGGAGAACGACCCACUGCCACCUCGCCAACAAGUUAUCGAACGUACUCACACGAGCUUCAAUAUGGCGGAUCGCAGCCACACCGUUUACCUGUCGUACGUUCCCAUGAUGAGUCUAAAAGGCAGUCGAUCCCCCCGCCUCCUAGGACGCUUCCUUUACCACCAGACAAUGGACCUGAAAUGACCAACGUCGGACCCCCAUCCGUUCCGAGAUCAAUAAGACCUUCUGUUCCGUUACCAGAGACCCAUUACGUCAAAGAACACACUCUCGAGGAACCCGCGUCGCAUUCAUCGAGGCCCAUUACAUACCUUGAGGUUGAAGAAGAACAGCCAGUUCCUGCGUCUGAUCGUGAGGAAGACAGCUAUGAAGACUAUGAGCAUGAGGAACAUGAAGCAUAUGAAGCAUAUAAACCAGCAGAGAACAUUCAGGCAGGAUACAGUCAGAGCGUCAACAUUGAUGCAUUUGAAUCAGUGCCAGCUGAUCUGCAUCAUGAUGUGGAAGAGGAUAUUUUGUCUCCGCCUCCGCCUCCGCCGCGUCGGACCUCUGCGGUGCUAUCCAUUGAGCACGGGAGGUAUGCUGGAGCUGUGGAAGAGGAUUACCUUGAUGCAUCCCCCCCUUCUCCGCCUCCUCUGCCAACAAACUCUCUUGGCUCGGAUAUUAAGCGCACGUCCUUGAAGGGAAAGGUUGAUACUGGUGCCCAUGCUACGCAUGUACCCGUCCCUGCGGCUCAGCAUGCUAACGAAUACGAGAUUUUGGAUGAUUCGGAUGGUGAUCCUAUAGAUCCGACGUUCUACAAAUCCCAUAAAUCCCCCAGCACCACUCCCGAAUUUGACCCCUUAGCGCCCGAUCUUCCUACGGGUUCGCUUGCAACUGAAGCUACUGCCAUAACCGACACAACCGAGGAAGAUCCAGAGCAAGCACGUCGACGCACGAUUGCUGAGCGUAUGGCGAAGUUGGGGGGAUUAAGAUUCGGAGCCCCUAUUCCGCCCCCUCCUGUUCAUCGCCCACAACCCCAUGUUCCAUCUGAGGAAGAUCACCCUGGAGAGGUUGUCCCAUCAGACAACGAAACCGAGAUACAAGAAGGUUCAGAAGAAGAGGAUGAGGCUGCAAGAAGGCAGCGUAUCGCGGCCCGCCUCGCGGGUAUGGGUGGAUUGCGAUUUGGGAUGUUACCUGGCGCAGUAGCGCCGCCUCGCCCCCCGCAGGCUCAUGAUGCACGCGAACUGGAACAACGUCAAGAACCCGCAUCUGAAAGUGCGUCACAUGUCGCGAAACGUACCGUCUCGAUUUCAAGACCUCAGCCCGACCCAGUCUCUGAUGAUGGUGAGGCUAUUGAAUAUGAAGAAAGCGAGGCAGAGGAGGUUAGCUACGAAGAAGUUCAAGAUGAUGUGCCACCACCUCCUGUUCCAUCCCGAGAGCACAGACGUACAUCGCCGAUUGAACUCCAGCGUCCACCUGUACCCCAGACUACGCGGCCGCCUGUCCCACAGGUCCCGGUUCCUCCGGUAUCCUCGAGAUCAGGCAGGGCUCCCUCUGGUGUGGAUGCGUCUUCCUUCAGCUACCCUCCUCCACCAUCAACCAGACCGCCGCCGCCGUCGCAUGACUCUCAUGGAGAUUAUGUGAUGGUCAACAAGGAUGAAUCUGCAGAUGAGCCACCACCGCCUCUACCGCCACCACGCACAGUGAGUCUUAAUCGAGCACAUCCCCCUCCGCGGAAUGUACCCCCUCCACCACAGCCACAGUUAUCACUCGCUGCAGUGAACUCAUCUGAAGGACGGCUAGAAGAGCCAGCGAUCCCACGUGUCGACUUCGGAGGCGAAACCGAUCUCUCUUUAUCGGGUCAAUGGUCGGAGGAUUCUACUAAUUUACCACCGCCUACUCCUACUAAAGCCACUUCUCAACCAACUACCGCAAGACAAGCUAGUGCCUCUCAGGUAGAUGGGCACAUAUCCGCUGACGAUCUGAUCGUUAUCUGGGGUCGUGUCGGUAUACAGAUUCAUGAAACAGCGACAGUGCUAUUCGAAAAAUCUAAGAAAUCCCUCGUUGGCGAUGGGUCCUACCUUGGAUUUGUGACCGCUACGCUCAAUCAAGUUCCAAAUGCAGUACAACCUGUGGCGCCUUACGAUUCAUUCGGCCACCUUAUCUACGCACAAAGCGGAAGUGCUGUACAGCGACGCGUCAGCGACUUGAUGCCUGGUGAUGUGAUUAUUCUGCACGAUGCGAAGUUCAAAGGGCACAAAGGGCUGCAGAGCUACCACCAACAUGUAGGUAUUGGAGACCCACUGUAUGCCAUUAUCGGAGACUACGAGGUCAAGAAAUCGAAAGUCAGGGUAUUUCAAGCCAAUCAGCAUGUGGGCCAGCAGACCGUGGAGUCAAUGAGCUAUCGUUUGGAAGACUUGAAGAGUGGCACAAUCAAGAUUUUCCGUGUGCUAGAAGCGUAA
Fibroporia radiculosa is the source of this 4428-nucleotide messenger RNA. RefSeq lists its product as uncharacterized. The record is from RefSeq and is a predicted model, not a curated record. Lineage: Eukaryota; Fungi; Basidiomycota; Agaricomycetes; Polyporales; Fibroporiaceae. The coding region runs from base 1 to 4428 and encodes 1475 amino acids. The transcript has 7 exons.